Erigeron canadensis is the source of this 1749-nucleotide messenger RNA. RefSeq lists its product as uncharacterized. Bases 1 to 1749 code for a protein of 582 amino acids. The transcript is spliced from 5 exons. Lineage: Eukaryota; Viridiplantae; Streptophyta; Magnoliopsida; Asterales; Asteraceae. Gene Ontology annotation, biological process: defense response. The record is from RefSeq and is a predicted model, not a curated record.
AUGGAGAAGCUAAAGUUGCUCCAACUCAAACAUGUGGAACUCACAGGAUCCUACAAAAAUUUUCCAGAACUGACUUGGUUGUGCUGGCGUGAAUGUCAUUUGAAAGUGAUACCUUCUGACUUAUCGAUGAGCAGCUUGGUGGUCAUAGAUAUGAGAUACGGAAAGUUAGAAGAGUUUGAAGUGCCAACAGUUCUUAAUUCGCUCAAGACUCUCAAUUUUAAAGGCUGUUGGUAUCUUAUCAAUAUACACAAUCUUAAUCGAACGCCAAAACUCGAGACUUUGAUCCUAUGGGAUUGUAUCAGUCUGACUCAUGUAUGUGAAACCAUUUCAGGCCUUGAGCGUCUUGCUUUAUUGGACUUGACAGGGUGUAAGAAUCUGUUGAAGGUUUCUUCUACCUUACCGCACUCUUUGCAGUUUUUGUUUCUCAAUAACUUUGACCUAAAGAAACUUGAUGAUUUUCGAGCGGUUUUUAGUGGCCAUCCUUUCUUUUACCUAAAUUUGGGCAAAAAUCUAUUCAAGAUCCUCCCCAGUAACAUUGAUCUUAAGAUGCUCCGGGUACUCGACCUGACGUCUUGUCACCGCCUCAAGUCUCUUCUAUAUCUUCCAAAUACUCUAGAAGAGUUGUAUACAUAUUCAUGUGAAUCACUUGAAAAAAUAACUUUCCAAUCAGCUCGAUUCAGACUGCGGGAAUUUGGAUAUAGUAGUUGUUUCAAGCUUUGUGAAAUUCAAGGACUAUUCAAAUUGGUUUUUAUAAAAGAUAUUGAUGAAGCAGAGCUUGGACAUAUAAAUUGGAUCAAAGCUUUUCAAGAUCAUACAGUAGAGCUAGUGGGUGAUGAGAUUACCAAAGGCCGACCACAUUAUAUCCAGAUGUUGUACGAAUAUGGUAUAAAGAGCACAUAUCUAUGGCAAGAAGAAGAUGAAAUCCUGAUGUCCGAGUAUAUAUCAAAAUCCAAUUUCUUAUCCUUCCAAGUGCCUUUUUGUCCUGACGAACUCAAGAUCCAAGGAUUAGAUGUGAAUUCGGCAUACUAUGUACUAGAGGAUAAAGAUCAAGAUGAGUGUGUUUUAUUUGCGAAAGUUAGCAACAAAACUACGGGUCUUACUUGGAUAUACAACCCUGUUGUCUUUUGCAAACCCAGAACUGAUAGAGAUGCUCUAUGGUUAAGCUAUUGGCCAAUUGGAAACAUGUUAGAGCCUGGUGAUGAAGUAGAAGUGUCUAUCAUUGUGGGGAAUGGUUUGAUUGUAAGUAGGUGUGGGGCCAGCCUUGUGUAUAAGGAUUGUGAAUUCACAGAAGAGAACGAGUCGGAAAACAAUGCAAAAGAGGAAGAAGUGAUUGGAGGAGAUCUAUCAGAAUUUGAGCUGACCGAAGGGGUAUACUACCUUUGCCGCCAUGAUCUCAAAUCAAAGAUCCCUGAUUAUUUAGAAAUGUUAGUUGGUGGUACCAAUCGUUAUAAGCAAUUGCAAAGAUGGAGAAAGUGUCGCCAUUCACAGCACUUGGAUGCAUCAGUUCAACUGAAAACAUUUAGAGGCACCCUCAACAAAAAAAUUGUGCUAAGGGUAAUCUUCCAGAGUGAAAGUCGAAAAGGGAAGCUGUUGAGGGCAAUAUCUACUAUUUCAGGCGUUGAAUCGAUAGACUAUGAUGUGCAAAAGUGGAUACUGACUAUCAUCGGACAAAUGGAUCCUGUAGCAGUGAUGGUCCAAGUCAAGAAAUCUAAGAGUUAUACAGAGUUACUAGCUGUUCAACCCUGCUAA